Molecule: messenger RNA, 1929 nt
Organism: Linum trigynum
Lineage: Eukaryota; Viridiplantae; Streptophyta; Magnoliopsida; Malpighiales; Linaceae
Source: the annotation of a GenBank genome assembly
UAGGGUUCAUCAAGCAACCAAAGAAAAAAAUGUCGAGGCAAAACUACAUCAUAUUUGUUGUCAUCCUAUUGUUAACACAAACAACUUCUUUCAUCGAGGCGAGGAACUCAUGGGUUCCAUGGUAUCCUAAAACGUCUGUGGUGGUGAGGAAUGAGGUGGAGGGAGGGCGGAAACUGACACUUCAUUGCAAAUCCAGAGACGACGAUAUUGGGGUCUUUGUGCUACUAACACAUGAAGGCAUCAAAUGGAACUUUCGACCGAACAUCUUUGGAACCACUCUGUUUUACUGCAGCGCUGAUUGGGGGGAGGGGGUUCAUUGGUUUGACAUCUACGUUUUUAAAAGGGACAUCUUGCGUUGUACUUAUUGUCAAUGGGCCAUAAAGAAGAGUGGUCCUUGCUUUUUCGACUCUGGCACACGUGCUUUUGAUUUUUGUCUUCCGUGGCAUUAGCAAUGGAAGGAAAAGAGAGGGGAGGGUUGUGGGCAUUUAGAAUUUGCUUUCUAGGUCUUUGGUAGCUAGUUUGAGUUUCAUUGUUUGGUAUGAGCAUAAAAUAUUAGGAUAGUAUUUCAUUAUUUUUUUAAUUGUUAACUAGGAUAAUUUGCAUAAAAUCAAGGGUGUUCUAUGCGUAUCGACUGUCAUUAUUGAAUAUCAUUUUUUAUGUACCUUUGGUAUGGAAACACAAUAAAAGGUUAGCUAAAAAAGAAGAUCUUCUUCUUUUCAUCGUCUCCAUGAUUCGAACUAGAAGUAGCCACAACAUCUAAAAAUCACAUGCUAACAACUUUGUUUUUUUACCACCACUUUGUUUAUCGUUUUCACUAUAACAAACACAACUGGAUCUUUUACCCUAUGCUGUAGUUCCUGAUAUAUAUAAUGAAAAGGAAGAAUGAGAUAGUUUUUACUUCUUCAAAUUUAUAAAUCCUAAAUCGUUAUUAUGAUAUAAGAGCGUGUAAAAGUUAUUACCAUUACCCCUCCUCUUUCUUACUCUUCCAUUUUUUCUUUUGCUCUUAGCUUCUGCCAACCAUGGCAUUGGCAUAGCAUAACCAAAACUAGGACAGUAAUUUUACAACCAAUAAAUUAUCAGGGUUGGAGCCACUUUAGGAUGGCUACCUCCACCUGAUUUCCUUGUUGCUCAUCAACUUCCUGGCAUAUCUUCUUCAUCGGAACUGUUCCAACCUCCACUCCCUCCAUUUCAUAACUUGGCUUUUGCGGUCAAUAAUCAUUUCAUCCAUCUUUGUCCAACCCAUCUGGAACCCAGGCUUCAAACGAUCCCUCGGCUUCCCUUGCGCUUUCCAGCUACUAUCGACGUUUUCUUCCAAUUUGUUGCACAAUAAUUUUUUACAGUUGAUGAGAAUGAUGAUAGUUGGAGAAGUAUAUGCAUAGUUAGAUAACAGGGUAAACACAAAAUAUUAGCCACACCUUUCACGAUUGUCAAAAUAUUAGCCAAAACUAUUCAAAUACAAAAUAAUAGCCAACUGUUAGAUGAUGGUGAGUUGGCAAAUAUAUGCUGACGUGGAAGAGCUAUUAUGACGUGGUAGUCAACGAAAAAUGUCACAUCAGCCGGUCAACCUUGGUUCGCCGCGAGACUUUUCCUCCAAAUUGAUAUCUUAAUUCACCUGGUUCGCCACCUGCAAAAAAAAAAAAAAAACACUCAACCUAUCGCCAAGAACAAGUGAGGGAAGAUAGUAGGGCUGGAAAACGGUGCGGUCUGGUCCAGACCAGACCAUAUAUACGGUCUAUGGUCCAAACCGAGAGGCUGAAGUAUAGACCACAGACCAGACCAAAGACUAUACGGUCCGGUCCAGAUCACGCCUGUGCGGUCUGGUUCGUUCUCGUCUGGUCCAGAUAGACCACACCCAACCAAAAAUGAAUAAUUUGUUUAGUCAACCACACAAAAAAUUGAACCAAUAACCAAGAAAAAUAAUUGUUAUUU